Molecule: messenger RNA, 1347 nt
Organism: Mus musculus (house mouse)
Lineage: Eukaryota; Metazoa; Chordata; Mammalia; Rodentia; Muridae
Gene: Cd200l2
Product: CD200 molecule like 2
Exons: 7
Coding region: 34-1059 (341 amino acids)
Biological process (GO): cell-cell adhesion; regulation of immune response; negative regulation of macrophage activation
Cellular component (GO): membrane
Molecular function (GO): cell-cell adhesion mediator activity
Source: RefSeq, a predicted model, not a curated record
UUCAGCUAGGAAGCAACUCCAUGCACAGAUUCAAUGGACUUUUUACUUCAUUGCAUUCUCCACCUCUUAAUGCUUCCUCCCUGUGCACAAGAAUCAGGGUCUUUACAGAGAAUAAGGCACAAGAAUUAUGAAACAGCUGUCUUGGGAAGAAACGUGACCCUCUUCUGCAACUUCUCAAGUCUGGCAAAUGUCUUGCAAAUCACCUGGCAGAAAAUCCAAGGCUCUUUGCCUCACAAUAUUGGCACUUACAGCCAUACAUAUGGAGAAAAGAUUCUCCCACCAUAUGUAAACAGGCUGCAGUGUAAGACUCUGGAACCCAGCGCCUCCUUCAUGACUAUCCAAGGAGUGACAUUUGAAGAUGAAGCCUGCUACAAGUGUCUGUUUAACAUUUUUCCACGAGGCAGCCAUGGAGGACAAACCUGCCUUACCAUUUUAACUGUAUCUGAACUAGUAACUGAGCUCCAGUCUGCUCCUGGCUCUGAAGAUCUUCAUAGCCUUCUUUGUUCAGCUGUGGGAAAGCCUGCCCCUGGAAUCUCCAUUUACCCUUCACAAGUCACAGUGCAGGCACCGCAAGAGUACUUUGUUCAGAAUGCCAAUGCUACAGUGACUGUCACUAAAAUCUACAACAUCUCUUUGAAAACUGCAAGGUCCCUGGGUCUCCAGAACCUGGUUGUGUCCAUGACUCACCCCGUAAGAAAUGAAGAGAAGAUAGUCCAUCUGCCAGUCAAUCAAGGAGGCGCUCAUGCUUUGCUUCAUGUUCCAUGUUAUCCGAUUCCUCACACUGAAGGUACCACGAAUCCUUGUUUAAACUGGAUGAUAACUGCAAUUGCAUUCAUCAUUUUGUUUUUUGUUUCGUGCAUCAUCAGUGCUGUUCUCUAUAUUUAUUUCCAAAAGAAAAGGUCAGAGAAGGUGCCUAAACCAUCACCAACACAGGAUCCUUAUAAAACAUCAACUCUGAUGCCCCCACCACCAUCAACAGAGAGUGAGAACCUAAUAACCCACACCACCAGACAGAUAUUGGAAGAGAAGAUCCUCUGCUCUGAAAUCCCACCCAAUUAGGAAACAUCCCAGUUGCAGAUCAACCCCCACAUCCAUGAUCACAGAUGUAACCCAAAACCCAGUCCCAACACCUGGCAUAAUACAAUCAAACAAGUAAAGGAAUUGAACAAAACUGUCCAGAAUCUAAAAAUGGAAAUAGAAACAUUAAAAACACACACACAAAUGGAGACAACUCUGGAGAUGGAAAGCCAAGGAAAGACAGUAGGAGUCACAAAUGUAAGCAUCGCCAGCAGAAUACAAAAGAUAGAAGAGAAUAUCUCAUGUAUAGAAGAAACCAAAGAUACCCAC